Messenger RNA from Lethenteron reissneri (Far Eastern brook lamprey), 1910 nucleotides. RefSeq names its product neuropeptides B/W receptor type 1-like. Gene Ontology annotation, molecular function: neuropeptide binding; neuropeptide receptor activity. NCBI's taxonomy places the organism in Eukaryota, Metazoa, Chordata, Hyperoartia, Petromyzontiformes, Petromyzontidae. The record is from RefSeq and is a predicted model, not a curated record. Gene Ontology annotation, biological process: neuropeptide signaling pathway. Gene Ontology annotation, cellular component: plasma membrane; neuron projection.
UUGCUCAGAGCCGCGGUGUUUUCUGCUCUCUGCGUUUGGAUUUAAUGCUGUGGGUUUGGGAGGCAUUUGGAGUGGUCGGAAAAGGAUCGUCUCAAUCGGUUCGCGACGAUUAAACUUCUGCCUCGGAAGGAGCCAACUCGAUACUCGCAUUGAAAACCUAUUUCUUUCGAACUGCUUUCUGUGUUUAGUUGUGUUGUCUUCCCCCCCCCCUUCGCACCUCCGAUUAUCACGGUUGGUUAGGCACGCUGCGAAAGAGGUUCGACGCACAUGCACAUACUGGAUGGCGUUUUAGCAUAGCGUGUUCGCAUUGACGGCACAGGACGGAUUGAACUGGAAGAAGAAAAAGAAACGGGAGCCUGCUGGCGUGCGCAGCGAGCGGUGUUCGCUUUGCGGUUUCAUCCACGCGGGGUAGAAACUUCGUUCAUUCAUAAAUAACAGAGGGAGGCAGGAAGGAACGAACCCGGAGCGAGCGAGAGAGUGAGAGAGAGAGAGAGGCGACGCUUGGACAUGGAGGCCCCGGGGUCAGGUUGGACCCAGGCGAACGCGACCUCGUUUCUCAACGCGACAGCGGUGAGCGCGAACGGAACGAACAGGACGUACGUCGACUACAACAGUGACUUCUACAUCACCUUGCCCAUCAUCUACUCCGUCAUCUGCGCCAUCGGCUUGACGGGCAACACGGCUGUGAUCUACGUCAUCCUGCGCGCCCCCAAAAUGAAGACGGUGACCAACAUGUUCAUUCUCAACCUGGCCAUCGCGGACGAGCUCUUCACCCUGGUGCUGCCCAUCAACAUCGCCAACCACCUGUUGCAGGACUGGCCCUUCGGGAAGACCAUGUGCAAGGUGAUCCUCUCGAUCGACCAGUACAACAUGUUCACGAGCAUCUACUUCCUCACCGUCAUGAGCGCCGAUCGCUUCUUCGUGGUGACGGCGACGGUCAAAUCGGAGAACUUGCCCCGCAGGACCUACAGGAACGCCAAGCUGGUGAGCCGGGGCGUGUGGCUGCUCGUGUCCGUCGUCAUCCUCCCGUUCACCAUCUUCGCCAGCACGUACGUGGACGAGUUCGACAGGAAUCACUGCAGCCUCGACUUCCCCAAGCCCGAGUUCAACUGGCUCAAGGGCAGCCGCAUCUACACCCUCGUCUUCGGCUUCGCCAUCCCCGUCUCCACCAUUUGCAUCCUCUACACCACCAUGCUGUACAAGCUGAGGAACAUGCGUCUCAACACGAAUGGCAAGGCGCUGGACAAGGCCAAGAGGAAGGUCACGAUCAUGGUGUUCAUCGUGUUGGCCGUGUGCCUCUUCUGCUGGACACCUUACCACCUGAGUACGGUGAUAGCCCUCACUGGGAAUCUACAGGAGACCCCUGUGGUGGUCGGCAUCUCCUACUUCAUCACGAGCCUCAGCUACGCCAACAGCUGCCUCAACCCGUUCCUGUACGCGUUCCUCGAUGUAAACUUUAGGAAUAACUUCCAGAAACUCCUGGAGUGUAAGGUAGCCACCUGAUUCUUUACUUCGUGAACUCGGACGUGAUAAAUGUGCAUGCAGAUUAUAUUGUAAUAUAUUAUUUUAAAAAAAUGUAGAAUCAGCCUGUGAAAUUGUUUUUCUGGGCUCGAUAUAAUACCAUGUUAAAAUGGGCUGACGCUUAAAGUUACGUUAUUUUAUGACAGUACUGAUAACGAUUUUAAAUAUCGAUCUCGCUUAUGUCGGAUUGUGUCAUGUGAGUUCAAUCCAUACAGCUGAAAAAGUACGGGCACAGUUUCCACGUCACCACGGAUAUAACAUAAAUAGUGUGCACUUGAAAAUGCUCAUUUUGUUUCAUCGUGCACUGUAUUCUCAUAUAAUGUUGAUAAAUGUAAAGAUUUUGUUUCAAUAAAUACCAAUGGCUCCAUCACAUCCCGAUUCAUAUUCAU